CCUUUCCCGCCGUGCCGCGGCCGUGACGUCACUUCCGGGAGAGGAGCGAACAUGGCGCUGUUCGAGCAGAUGCGGGCGAACGUGGGGAAACUGCUGCGGGGCAUCGACCGGUACAACCCCGAGAACCUGGCCACGCUGGAGCGCUACGUGGAGACGCAGGCCAAGGAGAACGCCUACGACCUGGAGGCCAACCUGGCCGUGCUGAAGCUGUACCAGUUCAACCCCGCCUUCUUCCAGACCGGGGUGACGGCGCAGAUCCUGCUCAAGGCGCUCACCAACCUGCCCCACACCCCCUCUUUUCUCCCCAAAUUUCCCCUUGACCUCCCCAAAACGCAGCAAGAGGAGCGGCCCAUCCGGCAGAUCCUGUACCUGGGGGAGCUGCUGGAGACCUGCCACUUCCAGUCCUUCUGGGGAGGUGCAAGAGAGACUGGAAAGGCUUGGGGGGUCCUGGAAGGGUUUGGGGGGUCCUGGAAGGGUUUUGGGGGUCCCUGGGGGGUGUCCAGCCCCCCCAGACCCCGCCAUGCCCCCCCAGAGUCGCAGCUGAGGGUGUGGAUGAGCAAAUACGGGUGGACGGAGCCAGAGCCGGGGCGGAUCCUGAUCUCCAACCAGGAGGAGAACAUCAAACCCAAGAACAUAGUGGAGAAAAUCGACUUCGACAGUGUGUCCAGCAUCAUGGCAUCCUCUCUCUGAGCGCCCCCAGAAGCAAACCCUGAACACCGACCCUCCAAUUCCAGCCCCCCCAACCCCGACCCUGCCCAGUUUAACCAGUAAAGAGGCUCCAAUGCUG
Molecule: messenger RNA, 787 nt
Organism: Lonchura striata (white-rumped munia)
Lineage: Eukaryota; Metazoa; Chordata; Aves; Passeriformes; Estrildidae
Source: RefSeq, a predicted model, not a curated record